This is a messenger RNA of Cavenderia fasciculata, 1056 nucleotides long. It is a transcript of the gene psmD4, whose product is annotated as type A von Willebrand factor domain-containing protein. The record is from RefSeq and is a predicted model, not a curated record. Lineage: Eukaryota; Evosea; Eumycetozoa; Acytosteliales; Cavenderiaceae. The coding region runs from base 1 to 1056 and encodes 351 amino acids. Gene Ontology annotation, biological process: proteasome-mediated ubiquitin-dependent protein catabolic process. Gene Ontology annotation, molecular function: polyubiquitin modification-dependent protein binding. Gene Ontology annotation, cellular component: proteasome regulatory particle, base subcomplex; nucleus; cytosol. The transcript is spliced from 5 exons.
AUGACUUUAGAGGCCGCAAUUGUUUGUGUUGAUAAUUCAGAAUGGAUGAGAAAUAGUGAUUUCGAACCAUCAAGAUAUCUAGCUCAAAAGGAUGCUGUCAAUAUCAUUUGUUCAUCAAAAACACAUGGUAAUCCAGAAACAUCAGUAGCUAUAUUAUCAAUGUCUGGUAGACCAGAGAUUUUAGUAACAUUGACUCAAGACCUUAGUAAAGUAUUGGCAAGUUAUGAUGACAUUAAAAUUCAUGGAAAGAUUGAUUUCUCAACUUCAAUGCAAAUUGCUCAAUUGGCACUCAGACAUAGACAAAAUAAGCACCAACAUCCACGUAUUGUAGCAUUUGUUGGCAGUCCACUCAAAGAAACAAAAGAGGAGCUCUGUGAUCUUGCAAAGCGUUUAAAGAAGAAUGCAAUUGCUGUCGACAUCAUUAAUUUCGGUGAAGAAACAACCAAUGUAGAAAAAUUAGAAGCAUUCAUAAGUGAUGUAAAUAAUAAUGAUGAACCAAGUCAUUUAUUAACUGUACCAGCAGGACCACAAAUUUUAUCCGAUAUUAUUAUUCAAUCAAAGACUAUUAUCGAAGGAUCAAGUACCUAUGGUGCCGAAUUCAUCAAUGCCGAUACCGAUCCAGAAUUGGCCAUGGCUUUGAAAUUAUCGUUGGAGGAAGAGAAGCAACGUGUAGAAAGAGAUAGAAAGGCUAGAGGCGAAACUACAGAAUCAGACAACAAGACAGAGGAAUCAAAGGACGUACAAAUGGGUAACAUGGGCGGAGACAACUUUGAUGAUGAUCCCGACCUCCAAGCUGCUUUGGCAAUGUCAUUGCAACAAGAUGUUCCAAUGAGCGAUUCCUCAAACACCACUACUACCACCUCUUCCAACAAUGAAUCAUCUCAACCACAACAACAACAAAACUCUGAUGCUUUUAGAGACCAAGAAUUCUUAAACUCUACUUUAAUGUCAUUACCAGGUGUCGAUCCAAAUGAUGAAAGAAUCAAGAAUGUACUCGAAAAUCUUUCUAAAAAGGAUGAAAACAAAAAGGAUGGUGAUAAAAAGGAAGACAAAUAA